CAUAAUUUGCAUUUUCUUUUAUGUUUUAAUUAUUUAAAAUCAAGUUAUUUCUACAAGAAAACAAACAGUAAAAGAAAGGUGGAGAAAAAAAGAGUUGAAAAAAAACAAAUAAAAAAUUUCCCCCAAAUCAGAAAAAAAAUUACGCCCAAAAAAAGGGCUGAUCUCUCUCACUCCAGCCACCACAAUUCUUGAUUUUCGCUAAUUUGAUUUUGUCUGAAAAUUUUCUGGGAAUUUCUUAUCAUCAAAACUUAUCAAGUGAGUAUAUCUUUUUUCUCUCUCCUCUUUAAUAUUAUCCAAAAAAUAAAUAUUGCACUAAUAGCUUUGUGUUCUCUAAUCUGCUGGUGAUAAUACUUGGAUUUAAUCUAUACCCUUUUUAUUUUCUUCGAUUUCAGGUGUGUCCAUUUUGUUAAUUUGUCAAAAGAAGUUGAUUGUUGCAGUUUUAGAGCUUCAUUUCUCGCUAAAAAUGGGGUUUUUUGGUGGAUGGGAUUUAAGUAAUUUGUCACAUUUAGCUGAAUUGCAUUAAUUUGUUUGAAUAUUUUCUGCUGGUAUUUGUGUUUUUGUUAAUUUUUUUAAAAUUUUGCUGGCAAGAUCUUAUUUAUUGGAUUCGCGGGGUCUGAAAUAAAUUUGGAUAGUGGAAUGUGUUUGAUGAUGGAAGUUGAUUGAUUUUUGAAGGGGUUUUGGGAUAUUGAAAUUGUUUAUAGUUUCUAAUUUCUGGAUUAUUAGAAGGGAUUAAAGAUUUAGGGUUUUAGGGAUGGUGUCUGGGAGUGACCCUGUUGAAUCAUUACUUAAUUCCAUUCAAGUUGUUAAAGAUGCCUUUUCGCCUCUAGAAGUGGGUUUUAGAAAGGCGGCUAAGGAGUUUGAGUUAACUUGGUUUAACGCGAAGAAUGGCAGUCGUAAUGCUGAACUUUUAGGGCAUUUGAAUGGUUCUAGCAAUGCUGUUGUCAACAGUAAGGGCAGUAAACUUCAUUCAUCUGCGUCAAAGAAGAAAAGUACCUCUUCCCACUGUACUUCUGAUGAGGAUAAGAAGAAAGGGUCGUCGACAAAGCUUCCAUUAAAGAACAUUUUGAGUAUGUUUUCGCCUAACUGUGCCAGUGGUGAUACAAAGGUUCAUGCGCUAAAGGAGAGGUCGAAAGAAAGGGAGUGGGAAAAAAAGGACGGAUCAUGCGUGAACUGUUUGCAGUUUGCGAUGACAUGGUCGGUGUUUGUCAAUGGUUUUGUGCAGGCAUUUCCCACGCCUUUUAAAUUAGGAAAGAAGCGAUGCUCAAAGACGGGUGAUGAGGAAAAGGCUUCAUGUGUCAGUUCGCAAAAAUCUUCAGUUGUAUAUGACUUUGAAAAAAAAGAAACAAAAAAGGGUAUGUUUGUUAUGAUGUUUCCAGCAGAGGACACUAAAUGCAAUGAAGGGAAGCAUUUAAGCCUUGAUCUGGUGAUAGCUCUCAUCUUUGAUCAUAUAACACAUAAUAUACAAAAGCUUGAUAAUAGUGUUAAACAAAACGAGGAAAGGCUGUAUGAAUCUUCACCGCCCUCACCUCCAUCCCCUUCUCAUUUUGAUCACUGGAAGGCAAUGACUAAUAUCUUAGAGGGUAAGAAGGCUGACAUGAAUGUGUUUUUAGGAAAUUUAAAGUUUGCAAGAGUUGGUGGAGCACCUUCUACCCUUGUUGGAGUUACAUCUCCAAUGAAAGAAGAUGAGGAUGAUAGUGUGACUUCUAACAAUAGUGAAGGGUCGAGAGGCUUGUCAGCUCAAAAGUUGGCUAGUGGGUUACUUAAUAUCCCCUUGUCCAAUGUUGAGCGCUUGAGAUCAACACUGUCAACCGUCUCCAUUUCAGAACUUAUUGAGCUUGUUCCUCAUCUUGGACGUUCUUCUAAAGACAUUCCUGAUAAGAAAAAGUUGUUUUCGGUGCAAGACUUCUUCAGAUACACCGAGGCUGAAGGAAGGAGAUUCUUUGAGGAGUUGGACAGGGAUGGGGAUGGGCAGGUAAAUCUUGAAGAUCUUGAGAUUGUGAUAAGGAAAAGAAAACUACCACGCAAAUAUGCAAAAGAAUUCAUGCGACGUGCCAGAAGUCAUCUUUUUGCAAAAUCAUUUGGCUGGAAGCAGUUUUCGACCUUGAUGGAACAGAGAGAAGCAACUAUUCUUCGUGCUUAUACUUCAUUAUGCCUGAGCAAGUCUGGCACACUUCAGAAAAGUGAAAUUUUAUCAUCUUUAACAAAUGCUGGACUUCCUGCAAAUGAAGACAAUGCAGAUGCUAUGAUGAGAUUUUUGAAUGCAGAUGCCGGAGGGUCUAUAUCUUAUGGACAUUUUCGCAAUUUUAUGAUGUUGCUACCUUCGGAUCGUUUGCAAGAUGAUCCUCGGAAUGUUUGGUUUGAAGCCGCAACUGUAGUUCCUGUUGCACCACCUGUGGAAAUUCCUGCUGGGAGCGUUUUACGAUCUGCUUUAGCGGGCGGUCUUGCUUCUGGGCUCUCAACAUCUUUGUUACACCCAAUUGACACCAUAAAGACUCGUGUUCAAACAUCUACGUUCUCUUUUCCUGAAGUAAUAUCAAGAGUUCCAGAAAUUGGAGUCCGAGGCUUAUACAGGGGUUGCAUCCCAGCAAUUCUUGGGCAGUUUACUAGCCAUGGACUACGAACUGGAACUUUUGAAGCGAGUAAGCUGGUGUUAAUACACUUUGCUCCAAAUAUGCAUGAACUGCAGAUGCAAUCAAUAGCAUCAUUCUGUAGCACAUUGCUGGGAACUGCAACGAGAAUACCAUGUGAGGUACUGAAGCAGCGUUUACAGGCUGGACUUUUUAAUAAUGUUGGAGAGGCCAUUAUUGGUACUUGGCAGCAGGAUGGUCUCAGAGGAUUUUUCCGUGGGACAGGUGUGACACUUUGCCGAGAGGUUCCAUUAUAUGUGGCUGGUAUGGGGCUCUACGCUGAGUCCAAGAAGCUUGCUCAGCAUGUCCUGGGUCGGGAACUAGAGGCAUGGGAGACAAUUGCAGUUGGGGCACUAUCAGGAGGUAUUGCUGCUGUUGUCACUACACCGUUUGAUGUACUAAAGACCAGAAUGAUGACAGCUCCUCAUGGGUUACCAAUAUCAACUUCGAUGAUAGCAAUUUCAAUUCUUCGACAAGAGGGUCCCCUUGGAUUCUUUAAAGGAGCAAUACCCAGAUUUUUCUGGGUUGCUCCACUCGGUGCAAUGAAUUUUGCAGGUUAUGAGCUUGCAAAGAAUGCCAUGAUUAAAAAUGAAGAAACAGCAGGGGAUGAAAUUCCUCAGAAGUAGCUGACAAUCUACUUUAAAACCAACAUUCGACGACCUUCCUUUUGUUGUAAAGAUGGUUCUAUUUAGUACAGCUCCAGGAUUUUUUUUUCUUAUUAUAGAGAUAGCAAGUAGUUGCUGCUGGAAAAAUUUUGAGGUGUUUUUUUUUCCUGUCCAGAAAUGGCAGCAGAGCGUUUAGUUUUCAUGUGGCAGAUCUUUUUUUUUUGCCUUAUGUUCAUAUUUGUAAGUUUUGGUGUUUCACAAACAAACGACUAUGUGUUUUUGGUUUCUUACGCGGUCUAGUGGACACGUCUGUGUAGUUACUACUAUAUUCAAUGAGUAGUGAUUCAUACAAAUCAAUAUCCAGUCCUAUAUGACUUGUUCAUCAA
Messenger RNA from Spinacia oleracea (spinach), 3618 nucleotides. Its product is annotated as calcium-dependent mitochondrial ATP-magnesium/phosphate carrier protein 1. Gene Ontology annotation, biological process: transmembrane transport. The record is from RefSeq and is a predicted model, not a curated record. The coding region runs from base 752 to 3253 and encodes 833 amino acids. Gene Ontology annotation, molecular function: calcium ion binding. The transcript is spliced from 7 exons. NCBI's taxonomy places the organism in Eukaryota, Viridiplantae, Streptophyta, Magnoliopsida, Caryophyllales, Amaranthaceae.